Myotis lucifugus (little brown bat) is the source of this 1997-nucleotide messenger RNA. RefSeq names its product gasdermin-C-like. The record is from RefSeq and is a predicted model, not a curated record. The coding region runs from base 2 to 613 and encodes 203 amino acids. Gene Ontology annotation, molecular function: phosphatidylserine binding; phosphatidylinositol-4-phosphate binding; phosphatidylinositol-4,5-bisphosphate binding. Lineage: Eukaryota; Metazoa; Chordata; Mammalia; Chiroptera; Vespertilionidae. The transcript is spliced from 5 exons. Gene Ontology annotation, biological process: pyroptotic inflammatory response; defense response to bacterium.
CAUGGACCCUGCCACCCCUCCAAUGGGGGCAGAUUUCAAGCUGCUACAAGAGGAAGUUUCCCAGAACGUCAAAGCAGCCGAGCUCUCGAAGGACAUGCAGAACGUUGUGUUCUCCAACCUCCUGGCCAUGCUUGGGGACCGCGAGGCUCUUCAGGACCUCAUGGACACGCUUGAACAGGAACCCUUCGGUCAUUUGGAUGGCCCUGGUGGCACCAUCCUAACUGAACUGCGAAAGGACUCCCAUUAUCCAGAAGUUGGCUCAAAGUGCCUCAUCCUUUACCUGCUUGAAGCCUUAAUGGUGCUGAGUGACAUCCAACAUGUUCUGCUGGCUCAGUCCAUGGAGAAGAGGAUCCUCCUUCCGCAGAGGGACCUGGUGAGGAGCAUCCUGGAGCCCAACUUCAACUGCUCUGAGAACACUCCCUUUACCCUCCAGCCUGAGCUCCUGGCCCCACUCCAGGGGGAGGGCUUGGCCAUUACCUAUGGGCUGCUGGACGAGUGUGGCCUGAAGAUGGAGGUAAACACCACCAGGUCAACCUGGGACCCGGAAGCCAAGGAGCCCCUGACUGCCCUCUAUGGGGCCCUCUUCGUGCUGAGCCAGCUGGCUGAGGCCUGAGCCCUCCUGGGGGCAGGUCAUGGAGUCCGUCCAGUGAGGCUAGUCAGUCCUGGUCCGUCCUUUGCUGCAAACACCCCCAGGCUCUUCUCUGUAUCUGAGUCUGUAUCUAUUCCACAAAUAAGUGAUAAGUCUUUGUCUUUGUCUGUUUGACUUAUUUGAGUUAGCACAAGGCCUUCGGUUUGUCCAUGCUGUUACAUAUGGGGAUGGGCUGGAAGGUGGGGAUCAUACAUGGACAUAGGGAGAACAUUGAAGGAGUUUCUCUAAUUGCUCGGGCACUCAGUGGUAUAUUUUAAAAAGUAGGAGCUUGAAAAGUAGAUAUAUUUAAUUCUGCUUUAAAUAGAUUCCAGGAGUAUUUUGGGGAUAUAUAUACAUAUAAACUCAUAGGAUCACAUCUUUGUGCUUCAUCUAUUGAAUGACUGUGAUUAGUGCUAUUUUCUAAUGAAUUUAUAAUUUACACCAGAAGGGGGCAGCAUUGACACACAGAAGGAAGCUUGUUGGUGAUGGCAGACACUUUCCUUGAUUUGCUUUGAGACUUCUGAGUAAAGGCAGGCCUCUCUCUCUGCUCUGCCUCCCCCACUGCAUUGAUGUAGAAUAGGUGGGGAGAAAUGGGGCUGGGGCAGAGGGGGUCAACACUGGCUUCUUUUUAUAGCCUCUAGAACCUUCCUUUUAAACACUGCAUUGGUUGUAUUGAAUAAUUCCCAUAAAGAGCUCUGGGAGGUAAGAGUGAGUUAUGGGGAACUUAGAGCUGUUUCCAGUGUUUCCAGAAAUGCCAGCCCUUCUGCCGGGAUUACUAUGGUUCUGUUGUCUCAUGCUGAGCCCAGGCAGAAGCCGUGAAGAGCUUGAAUGUCACUCAGUAAGGAGGGUAUAUAGUUUCUAAAUUAAUUCAGCCAAGCAUGGGAACAUUUCUCAAAAUAUUGCAACCUUGAUCAACCCAUCGGAAAGCAGGGCUGGCACAAAUGAUAGGGGGACUUAUGGUCUGAUAGAUAGAGCACCUGCAUUAAUCUGGAAAAUAAUCACAUCAUUUUAAAUCUUAGAACACAUAUACUAGUACUUAUGCGAAUAGGGGGUUAAGUUGUUCCUAAGUUUCCUUUCCAAGGCCUGUGCGAAGCGAUGGAGGAGGUGACUCAGCUGUGAACUCAGCAAGCAGAACCUAUAAGCAUGGUCAGACCCACCCACCAGGAGUCAGAACAUCAUCUCAUCAACAUCAUUUCGUUACCUGAUGACAAUAGCUUACGUCUGGGGACCUCCAGAGCUGCACAUAGCUGCAUUGCAUCCCCAGCCUCACCCCAGCCCCUUCCCCUGUAUAAUCCUGUCCCCAUUGAAUGCUUGUAAGCACCCUCUCUUCUUGGUUAGCUGGCCUCAAUAAAUGUCUUCUAUGAUUUGA